AUGGGGCUGCUUCGCCUCAUCAACGCGCGGUUCGCGAACCUGCAGUCCCUCUUCUUCAACAUUAACGGCGUCAACUUCGAGUUCACACCUAACGCGCAGAUCUGGCCCCGCACGCUCAACGCCGCGAUCGGCGGGGACAAGAAGAGCAUGUACCUGACCGUGAACUCGACCGGGACGCCGACGGGCACGACUUCAUCAACGGGAUGA
Messenger RNA from Epithele typhae, 207 nucleotides. RefSeq lists its product as uncharacterized. The transcript has 3 exons. Bases 1 to 207 code for a protein of 68 amino acids. The record is from RefSeq and is a predicted model, not a curated record. Lineage: Eukaryota; Fungi; Basidiomycota; Agaricomycetes; Polyporales; Epitheliaceae.